AUGUCUGAGGCAGUCCAAUUGUCAAAAGAGGUUUGUGAUCAACCAUGGCCAGAAGCUGCUCGUAUCAGGGAGAAGUAUCCUGACAGAAUUCUAGUUAUUGUGGAGAAAGCUGAAAGAAGUGACAUACCAGACAUCAACAAGAAGAAGUAUCUGGUUCCUGCUGAUCUAACUGUUGGGCAGUUUGUUUAUGUGGUUCGGAAGAGGAUAAAGCUUAGUGCUGAGAAGGCCAUAUUUACAUUUAUCAAGAACAUUUUGCCACCUACUGCUGCAAUGAUGUCGGCAAUCUAUGAGGAAAACAAAGAUGAGGAUGGUUUCCUCUAUAUGACUUACAGUGGAGAAAAUACAUUCGGAUCCCUUUAAGUGCAGCAAAGCUGAGUAUCUGCAAAUAUAACCUUAAUAAGUACGGAAUAUGUAUAUUCU
Argentina anserina (silverweed cinquefoil) is the source of this 420-nucleotide messenger RNA. RefSeq names its product autophagy-related protein 8C-like. The coding region runs from base 1 to 360 and encodes 119 amino acids. Gene Ontology annotation, biological process: cellular response to nitrogen starvation. The record is from RefSeq and is a predicted model, not a curated record. The transcript is spliced from 2 exons. NCBI's taxonomy places the organism in Eukaryota, Viridiplantae, Streptophyta, Magnoliopsida, Rosales, Rosaceae.